ACUCAAGGACGUUCGCGCGAAAAAAUUCAAGAAUUUUUCGAGGCACCGAGGACCGCUGGAUCCUCGCGAUCGGGAUCUAUUCCCGAUAGAAACGCGGGCGCCCGUCAAUCGAUCUCCCCACUGCAGAGAAAAAUUUCUCCCGCGCUGCUUGGGUGGCGACCAAUUGUGUUCAGGAGUCGCGACGACGUACUUCUGUGUGCAGCGAUGUGCGGUACGCAUCGGGGUGUCACGAAAGAGUGACUUCCUCGUCGGGACGGGAGGAGAUUUGUCGAGAAAAAUAAAUAGGAUACGCGAAGGAGUCGCUGAGAGCAGGAAUAAACUCGAGAAAAAAAUUUAGUUUGAUAGAACUCUUUUUGAUUAAAAAAAGGUUUUAAAGUAGGCACCAGGUUAAGAAGGAAGGAAGAACAGAAAUAUUGUAUGUAUUUUAACAAACAAUGACCUUUUGCGCAACAGAUAUCUUAAAUGGGAAAUAAAAUUGAUGAUUUUGGAAAUAUGAGGCUAUCAGGUAUGCAAGAGAGAGAUAGAAAUUAUGUAAAAAAACUGCCUCAAAACCAAGUCUCCAAUGACGAGAUGACAAUGAACGAUACUACAAAUGAUAAAUAUUCAGAAGAUAACACUUUAACAAGAGAAGAGGGUUCCAUGGUAUCCAAUCUUCCUCUUUUAUUUGCCAAUGGAUAUCCUACAUCUUUGGAGAAUAUCCUGCAGGUACAACUGGAACGCUUUAUAUUGUUUAUGGUUCACUGUUCAUUAGGCCAUGAUACCACUAAGGUCAUUAAUAGACCUACGUGGUGGCCUCAGGAUAUUAAGUUUUCAAGUCCGUUAACAAGACCUAAAAAGAUAAAUGAUACCUGGAUGGCGAAUCUGAAGAAAUUGGUUUUUCGAUGUUACACAUAUCACAGAAGCGACUAUUUGUUACGUUUUUGCUCCUAUUUAGCGCAAUAUCCUCAUGAGGAAUUAGAAUAUGUUAAUAAUUGGGAUUCGACAACUAGUCUAUAUCACAAAAGUACAGGAAAGCUACUAGUGACCUUUCGCAAUGAAAAUAUGUAUUAUGACAAAAAAAACGAUAGUCCUCGAAGAACAUUGUUAUCUCAUAAUGCGUCUUCGUCGGGCUACGGAAACAAGACUAAACAACAAGUCCCCAUGAUGGUUCAACCACCAUGUGAUGAUAUUUAUUUGUGCGACAAUUGUGAUGCUGAAUUCAUCGGUCUUGCGAAAAUGAAGGAACAUGAAAAAUGUUGCGAACAAGGUGGCAGUGGUUCGCGCGCAUCCACACCAGAUCUAUCUAUAGUCGAGCCUGAAUUGCAACAGGAUCAAUUUUUGGAAUAUUUCCAAUUAUCUUCAAAUAAGACUGAAGCUAAAUCGGCUUGUGCAAAUGAUACGAGUGUUCCUGAUAAUAGUAUUGUUAGACGAACUUCUCGGCGUGUUAGGAGUUCCUUUAGCUUCGCAAGAUACGCCACCAUCCCAUUCUCAUCGCCUGCCGGCAUAAUGCACGAAAAAUCGAAAGCGAUGACCGAGGAUACGCAACAGGAACGAUUGGAUAGAAUCGAGAGGCACGUCAUCGCGCCUGUACUGAACGAUUCGUGCAGACCAAAAUGGUUAGACACAACAGUGGAUUGUGAUAGAUGGAUAGUGACGUACAAACAAAAUCGGGAUAAAUCGGCAAACGAUUAUGUGCAUCAAUAUAAAUUUGUGAAUACUUUUAAAAACAAGCCAAUGCUGAGCAUACGAUCACAACUGCUGUAUGCCACAUGUCGACCUAUUUAUGUAGUUCUUACUCGUCUGAGUGAAAAACAAAUCGAUGCUAAAAAGGAUUCCUCAAAGUAUCAAUGUCCUCAGAAGAACAUUAAUGUGCGAAAAGUUUUCUUAAUGAGAAGAGUGGGACCAGCUUGCAAGACAAAACCGAAGAAGGCAAGUUGCGAACAAAAUGCGUUUAUGUCAUUGAAACGUAAAGCGUUGGGAAAUGAAUUGGAUCCGAUUGUUGUGGAAGAUAAGGAUGCUGGUAUUAGUGUGACAGCAGCUAAAGAGACUCUAAUCGCGUUUACUGCCGUGAAAUCACCUUCCGAUAAUGUGGAGAGUGCAAAAUCAAUCAAGGAAAGAAAAUGUCCAAGUACAAUAAUGUUGGUUGACCUCUGUUCAUCGGAUGAGGAAGAGAUUGAUCCAAGUAAUCGGGCACCUCGCGACGAAAACACAGAUCCCUUGACCACUGCGGACUCCCCAAUCGCAAAGUCUCUCCUGCGUAAAUUGACAUCGAAACAGACUUUACGUGAAACCUUGCAUUUACCACGUACCCUUGUCAAUAGAUUGGUUAUCGAGCAACGUAUGGAGCAAAGAUAAGAAUGAAAAUGAACAUCAUCCGUUAAUAAACGGAUGCACUUUUUUUUCUUCGAUUAUAGCACUUUAAAUAAAUCCAUAUACAAUAAUAA
Molecule: messenger RNA, 2423 nt
Organism: Nylanderia fulva
Lineage: Eukaryota; Metazoa; Arthropoda; Insecta; Hymenoptera; Formicidae
Source: RefSeq, a predicted model, not a curated record